AGUUUGUAUAAAGAGGGCUUGGAAGAAGCAUCAGGGAUAUAUAUCUAUCAAACCUUUCCGUGGCAAAUAAGACGUGACUUAAAUUUCGUGACAGAAGCGGACCUUGAAUUCUAAUGUCACAUGAUUAACUUCAAUUUAUAAUUGGGUGCGUUCAGUUUCAUUUCUCAUAAUUGCAGUGAACACUUUAAGGAAUAACACAAAGAUUUUUGGAAAGGCAAGAUGGACAAAAUACUGAUUUUCGUAGCUUGUUGCCUAUCCGCAGUCUCCGCACAGUUUCCUGCAGUAUGUGAAAUGGAAUGUGUGGCCUCCUACAUAGGGGAUAUCGCAGAAUGCCGGGUAGACUUCCCAUUACAGCCCGGGGCUGCCAACAAGAAUUUACAGCUGUGUUUACUAGAAGUCGAACACGAUCGGAAUGUGUGCAUGACGCUGAAUAUAGAUCCAGUUUGUAAAAGAAAUGCUGCAACGUCAAGGUUGCAUUUACCUUUUAAAAUGGAUCUUAGCAAGGUCACCACCACCACCACCACCACAACGACGACGACGACGACAACAACGGCAAAACCUGCAACGGCACCACUGCAAGUGGGACCAGCGCUGUCCCAGCCUUCUCACUCCAGUAACCAGCUCAUACAGCUAUAUGUGGACCCCAAUAAUCCACGCCCACCCCCAAACAGACACGGAUUUGUGGGGAGACCAGACCAAGCUAAUUAUUCGCCGGUCGCAGUGGAACCCAUGCCAAUGAAAGCUCCCACGGGUCUGACGGCCCGUCAAGCCCUACGUCACAGGCGAAUCCAAAACAUGAUUCAAAGAAAAGUUCCUCAACCAAUGCCUCCAGCCAGACCGAUAUCACCACCUCAGAGACCAGCUUUAAAUACGCAUCUUCCGGUAAGACCCAUGCCAAAACAAAUGCAAUUACCAGGAAAACAGGCACCUGUGCCAAGAAUUCAGCUUCCUCCACGUAGCGGACCUCGGACGAACGUCGCGCCUAGAUCUCCCUCUAACAGGUACCCCAUGAUUAAGUCUGUGGCCCGCACAAACCCGAAAAUCAUCCAGAGAAGACUUACUGUGUAUAAAUUGGCCAAACCGUUUAAACCGAGUAGUAUGAGUCGACCCAUGCAGCCUUCUUUCUCGGCACAAAACAUUUUUAUAAAAUAGAUUGUUUAUAGGGCCACAAUACUUUUAUUCAUGAAACAUGUUUUAUGAUGUGGGUAUUUUGUUUUGAUAAGGGAUUGGAAGAAUGGAUAGUUUAUCAAAGUUUUGAAAAUUAAUUAUGUUCAUGGACUUUCAAAACGUGUGAGAAUCAAAAGACCUGCAGUUUUUCAAUUAUUAUUUUUGUAUCUCAAAAGUUUGUUAAAUUGAAUCUAUUAUGUUAAAUUACAUUUCUCUGUGGCCUUUUUUCGCGUUUCAUUUUACAUAAUUACUUUAAAAAAGGAAGCAGAAACCCGACCUGUCAGGUUUGUGAGCUUGCUAAUCCCAUAACUCUGUUACAAGCACUUGUCAUAAAGAUGAUCUUUUGACAUUGUGGUUUGGGUUUGCAUGGCUGUGUCGUGAUGCUGGCUAAUUACGACAGUGUCAGUUUCGUACUUUCCAUUGUGUGAGUUUCGUACAAUGUAUUAUGAAUGCGUAAGAUUGAACAGUUUCCUUGUUGCAAGAAAAUGGUCUCUCUUGACGUUUUGGCAACAGGAUAACUGGCUGUGAAAUCCCGUCAGACGAGUUUUGUCUCUUGAGAAAUGAGUCUUGUGUUCUGUGGGUCUAACAUACCCAGUAUAUUUAGAAAUAUACGUAUAUGAUAGUUUUAGUAUGUCUCUAAGAUUCUAUGGCAAGUAAGGCGUCGUUUUUAAUUUAUUUUGUGUAUAUUUAUUUUACGCAUGCCUUUGUAGUUGUAAUGCUACGUAAACUAAAAUUAAUUUCAUCUAUAGAGAGAUAAAAUUACUGUGGCUAACUAACGCACCACGUGUAGUGUUCGGAAGCGUUAGUUAAGAAGAAUAUUUGCAUAAUAUCCUGACUCUUUUACAUCAACAAGACGCGUAGAAAUGUGUCUCUUUUUAUAUAUGCAAUGUAUAUUUGAUGUGAGGUUGGAGACAUUGUUAUAUUGUUAUUAAAUGAUUUGUUUCCAUGGAAA
Ostrea edulis (European flat oyster) is the source of this 2119-nucleotide messenger RNA. RefSeq names its product proline-rich protein 14-like. NCBI's taxonomy places the organism in Eukaryota, Metazoa, Mollusca, Bivalvia, Ostreida, Ostreidae. The coding region runs from base 220 to 1152 and encodes 310 amino acids. The record is from RefSeq and is a predicted model, not a curated record. The transcript has 2 exons.